Messenger RNA from Colias croceus (clouded yellow), 6325 nucleotides. RefSeq names its product serine/threonine-protein phosphatase 6 regulatory subunit 3 (gene fmt). The record is from RefSeq and is a predicted model, not a curated record. Lineage: Eukaryota; Metazoa; Arthropoda; Insecta; Lepidoptera; Pieridae. Bases 116 to 3145 code for a protein of 1009 amino acids. Gene Ontology annotation, cellular component: cytosol; nucleus. The transcript has 18 exons. Gene Ontology annotation, molecular function: protein phosphatase regulator activity; protein phosphatase binding.
UGUCAGAAAACGGAUCGUUGCACUUUUUUUUAUCACAAAAGCGCUGAAAUCUUUUAAAAAAUUAAGUUUUUAUAUGGAUUUAGUAUAGUUUACCAAAUUGUACUUAAUUGUAAAAAUGUUCUGGAGUGCGAAUUAUGUGGGAAUGAGGGAGUUGAAUUUCCUUUUAAAAGAGGAGAACGUAACGUUGACACAAAUCUUGGAGGCGGAUGAUAUCCUGCAGGAGUGUAAGGCGGACAAUAAGGCUCUAAUUCAGUUUCUCACAAGAUCAGAAAAUUUGGCGGAGCUUAUAACGCUCAUAACAGAAGAACCACCCAAAGAUGUGGAACUGACGUCACAGUACCGGCACUCCAACAUAGCGUGUGAGGUGUUAACCAGCCAGUUGUCAACACUCAGCCACCGCCUGUGCAUGGACCCAGUGCAAAUGAACAGACUCUGUGACUUUGUGAACAGGGAACCACCUCUCAAUCCUCUGUUGGCUUCAUAUUUCAGUAGAACUGUUGAAAUGUUGCUUAAAAGGAGUCCAAAACAGGACUGUUAUCUACAUCACAUAGUGUGUUUUAGAGCAUUAGAUUUCUUUAAAGCUCGAAAGGAUUUCUUGCCCAAUCUCCUGAGGCAUAUUUCCACAUCAGCUAUAGCCGACACCUUCAAGUAUUUCAUAGGCCUUUCAGAUCCAUUUGACAAAAUAAUUAUGGAGUGGCUUGACGAACAUCAAUUCCUCGAGAAGAUGAUACAAAUAGUGUGUUGUAAUUAUGAGCCGGAAGAGAUCCAACCAGCACCAGUGCCUGUCACGUCGGAGACACAGAGCGAUGUGGAGAAGGGGCUCAAUGAGCAGAGUGAGAAGGUGGAGACCAAUCACAACCAUGUCAACACUAGUAGCGAAUCUGAUAAUAGUAUACAAGAAGAGCGUAAACUACGUAUGCGCGCGAUAGCGUCCGCAAACGCCACGGCGCUGCUCUGCGAUAUGACCAUGGCAAUUGCCGCUCCAGAUAUAACACUUAGUGAGACGGAGUACGGGCUGACGACACGUCUGCGCAGCGCGGCGCUGGUGACGGCGCUGCUGCAGGGCGCCUUCACGUGCGCGCCCGCCGCCCGCCGCCACGCGCUCGUCAACGCCUGCCGCCUGCUGCUGGCGCUCACGCACAGGGAGAGCGCGAUAACCGUGGACGAGGGGCGGGAAGUGGAGCUGGCGGUCGCGCCGCACCUGCCGCUGCUGCACCAGACUCUGCUGCGCGAGGUGCCCGAUGCGGGGGUUGCGGGAGUCGCGGGGGCUACGGGUGUCGCAGGGGUCGCGGGGUCUGCAGGGGUCGCUGGGGGGCCGGUGGGUGCGGCGCGCGUGCACGUGGCGGCGCUGAUUGCGCGGCUUGUAGUCUCCGACGUGGAGGACGUGCACAACGCUAUAUUGAGCCUCGGCACGGUGGGCGUGUUGCUGGACAUGUUCUUCACGCACGCGCACAACAACUUCCUGCACGCGCAGGUGUGUGAGCUGCUGCACAACAUAGAGGUCAACGAGAAACAUUCGCAACCCUAUUAUAAACAGAUAUUAGAUGAGUACGAUUUGCCGACACGUCUAAUGGAUGUUUUUGAAGCUAAUGAAGACAAGAAGGUGCGGCCGCGGGCGGCGCUGAUGGGGCACGUGGCGGCCAUGUGCCACUCGCUGCAGUGGGCCGGCGUGUGCGGCGCGCUGCAGGGCCCCCGCGCGCAGCGCUGGGCGCGCUUCGUGGCGCAGCGCCUGCAGCCGCUGCGCGCGCGGCACGACACGCCGCUCGGCGGAGAGUUCGCGUGGGAUAUGCUUCAGAUGAAGCCAAACAAAGAGAACUUCGUACAGUUGGGUACUGAGCAAUUUGAGGAAGAUUUCUGGAAUAGCGACUCGUACAAGGAAGUCCUCGGUAAAGUCUUUAAAAUGUGUUCGCAAAUGUUCGAAAAUUCGCGCGGUUGGGACGAAGGCGCAGGAGAGGGGGCGGAGAGCGCGGCCAGGGACUUGGCCGGGGACCUGGGCCUCGCGGGCGCGGACCUCGUGGGAGCGGACCUCGUGGGAGCUGAGAUGUACCUAGUGAAUAAAUUUAGCUAUAAUAAAAUCUUUUGGAUUCAACGCAAGUGUGAGCUACAAAAAAUGGUGAAGCAGCAGUCCAAGGAAGACUACGUAGUUGUAGCACAAAAUUCUGCAGGGGGCACGAAUAGUGCGCCAUAUAAUUUAUUACAGUUACUAUAUAUAAAUAAUAAUAAAAAAAGUGUAUGUUAUCGAAAAGGUAUUAAGGACCUCGCGGCCGCGGACCGCGCGGCCGAGGACCGCGUGGCCGAGUUGUUCGCGGGCGCGGGCCUCGGGGACUCGGGCCUCGCGGACGCGGGCGCGGAUGAGGGCUGGGCGCACUUCUCGGACGUGUGCCCGCCGCCCGUCGACCCCUUCGCGCCGCCCAGCACGUGGCCGAACGACGACCCAGAGGUCGAUCUCUCCCAAAAGAUGGAGAACAUGGACGCGAAGUUCGGCGAGAUGGUCUCUCUGACCAACAACCUGCUGUCCGCCAUGAGCUGCAUGGCGCCGCAAGACAUCGCCACCAUCGUCAACGAUAACGCUAUCGAUAACAUCGCUAUACCCCUGAUACAACCGGAAAAACCGGGACUCGAUGCCGACAACACUAGCGCGCCUAGUGAUGUUACUAACGUUGACGUGACACUCGGUAAAACAGAUGUUAACACCGAUACUAAAAGUGAAGAAAAGAGCAAUGAUAGUUGCGUAGCGAAAGAAACACCGAACCCUAUUGCUGAUGUGAAUAGAGUUCAAAAUGAAGUACACAUCUCGCCGUCCGCUAGUGCAUCUAGCGACACUCCCAACACCGUCCACGAUAACGUUCACGAAACCAAAUCGAGUGAUAACGAUAGCCAAUGCGAUGUCGAUACUAGUGCCGGCAACGAUAGUAGCAAUAACGAUAGCAACGAUACCAGCAAUAACGAUGGCAACGAUACCAGCAAUAACGAUGGCAACGAUACCAGCAAUAACGAUGGCAACGAUACCAGCAAUAACGAUGGCAACGAUACCAGCAAUAACGAUGGGAACGAUACCAGCAAUAACGAUGGCAACGAUUCCAGCAAUAACGAUACCAGCACCGGCAACGAUACGAGUUGCGACGACAGUUCGGCCGAGAGAUGAUUUACUCACACCCACUUAGUCCCACAUUCCUAUUGUCUCGUCACUUCGAAAUGUGGACCGGUAGCAUGCGUUAAACAAACGAUUUGAUUGCUAAUAACAUCGAAAAAUAAGCUAAUUUGACAUUAAAGAAAAUCAUUUUAUGAUCGUUGCGAGAAUAAAGGUGCAUAAUAAAAAUUACCGAAAUUUAUUUUAACUAAGAUUCACUAUAUUCAUGUUUCACUUUUAACUGAAAACUUAUUUUAGAAUUAAUUUAUUUUACGAAACAUUGAAAACAUUCAAAUUACUAAACUUAUACAAUUUUAUUGAUAAAGAGGAACGAGUUUUGCUAGAUAGUCAUUUCUUGGGAAUAAGUAGGUAUAAUUCAUUUUAAAGUUUAAAAUUUUAUGAUGGAACUUUUUAUGUGUAUUAUAUUAUUUUAUAUUAUUGAUAUAAAGCGAAUAAAAACAUUAAAACUAAAAAAAAAUAUUAACAGACUGAUCACAUUUUUUUAGGUAUUUGGACUAGUGAUAUCACUUUCUUAUUAAAAUUAUUUUAAUCAUUAUUUUAUGUUCAUUAGCUGAAAUUUAGUCGUAAGUUUUUAUUUUCUUGUUAUUUUAUCAUAAAGACCAAAUCAAAUCGUUUGUUUAAAUACACAAAACGAUGUGGUGCUACAGCCUCUAAAUAUCGGCUUAGUUUAUGCGAGAGUAUUUCGAUCCAAAUCCUAUAUCUGUUUCGCUCUAACAUAGCCAAUUGUGGCGCUGUUAGAGUGAGACAGGUGAUACCCCUUAUAUGUAAAUAUUUUAUUCGUUUGACUGCCUUAUAUGAAGUUUCGUAUUAAAAAAGUAUUGAGCGGUGAUUGUAGACUUUUGAGAAUCCAUUCUAAGUGUUAAAUACUCUAAUAAUAGAAGUCAUAAUACUUGCUCAACGCGAUGGGCAAUGAUCUAGUUUUUGGUGUUCGGUAUUUCGCCGCAAAUCGCUGCCGAUUUUAAUAGAUACGUUUGCGGCAACGUGUGCAAAUUUUGACUAAAAAUAUAAUUUUAAUUAAAAAUAAGUGUAUAAAGUAAGGCAAUGUUAAAAUUGAUUCAAUUCUACAAUUUUUGUGUUUUCACUUAACGUAGUGCAAUUUUUAGAAAUUAAAAAAAAGGUUAAUUAAUGUGUAGUGACGUCAAUUUGAGGGUUGCCAACACGCGCGGCGACUGAGGGAAUGAAAUUAACGAAAAAGUCUCACACUGACUUGCCUUAUUCAAUGGGCGCUUAUUAUCGUAUAGUCACACCGUGUAUAUACUUCAUGUAAAUGUGUCUAGUUAGUUGAAACUUCGAGUAUCCAUUCGUCACUUAGGUAAAUAACCCAUUGACCACCGAGCGGCCCGAUCGGGAAUCGACACAAUAGAUUUUCUAUUGUGUCUGGGAUUCCCGAUAAACAUUAUUCUAAAGAGAUCUGUAAUAAAACGUAUCUGUCCUCCAUUUUAAAUGCUAGCAUUUUACUCUUUAUAAUAAAAAUCGAAUGUACCUCUGCAAUCAAACUGCGGCGCAAAAGUCGAACCGACAGUGCAAAGUUUUAUACAUUUUUGUGAAAUAUAUUGGACCAGUAUUUAACAUAGAGUCGUAUUUUGUAAAUAAAUUAAGGACCUCAGUAGUGAUCUACCGUUCGCGAUCGUCGGUAGAGCGCCCGUUGCCUUGCUCAUUUAUACAGUCUAAAGUAGCUUUUAUAAAUCAUUUUAUUUAUAUUGACAUGUGUUUUUGUAUCCAUUGAAUUAACGUCGAAUGUUGAAUACACUCUGGAUACAACGACCCAUAUUUUGCAGAAACUAAGAAGUAUUAUAGAUAUAUUCUGAAUUAAACGCUUUCAUCGCGGUCACAUUAAGGAUUUUUACAGUAAAUCUAAAAUUCGGCAUUUUCAAGAAAAAUUAACAGAGAACUUUAGAUCUAAACGGUGUCAGGUUUGGUGACCGACGCGCGAUUACUUGCGGUUAUCGCGGACAGGGCGCUACGACGUGUUCAAUUUGAUAUGGUUAGGUUAGGUAUGUACAUAAAGUAACGCGUAGCCUUAAUAUUGUACCUAAUGUAGAUGAAUUGCUUAGCUUUUGACGGUUUAUAUCCUUUGUUUCCGUAACAAUCAUAUCGAAACGUUAUAUCAGUCACAUAUCGGCGUGAAGCGGGAUUUGUAUAUUGUUCGUGGAGUUUGUUCCACGUUCACUUCAUCGAUAUACGUAAGAGUGGUGUUUUAGAACCAAACAUUGUAUCGGAGGCGAUCUUUCUUAUCUUCCCCACCACUAUUCCGUCCCCUGCUCAUCUCUACUCAAGAAACUUAUAAUUUAGUUGACUCUGAGCUUUGGCAGGUAAGGGCUUCCAUUUAAAAGCAAUUUCCAACACAAGAUCGUCGCUACAGAACGCGCAAAGUUGCCUCUCACGGAUCUGUAUCGAGUCAGUUUCGAUUGUUAUUUUUAAAGUGAUUAAAUACUGUUGCUUGUUAUACUUGUAGUCAAUUUGUUGUCUAUCUGUUGAUAUUGGUGUUCAAACUGUUUGAUUUGAUGCAAGUUUAUAUAAAUUUUGUUUACCCGUAAGGUUCGUAAAUUUUAUCCAUGUUAUGGGUCGUUAGCCUGUUGUGAAUGUUGAGCGAGAGAUUGCUGUACUUUUGUAUGCGAUUGCGUGAUAUUUGUGUUCUCUUGGAAAUAGUUUAUAAACGUUCAAAUUUACUUGGAAACGCGGGAAGAGUGGCAGUUUUCUCUCGUGACAUAAUUUUUAGCGGCCUCAAAUUAGUUCAGACAAUGGCGAGUAUACAUUUUGGCAGGAAACGUUUGGAGUCAUUGUUUACUGGCGAGGCUCGCGCGGAGUACUGUACAUAUUGUUUUUAUGUGACGAGAUGGCUAUUUAUGUCUGUAACAUUGUAUAUCUGUGCCGCGAUCCAACACGCAUAUUAUAUCGAACAAUAUAUCAUCUGUGUUAUUUUAUUAUUAACAUGUAAACGUUAGCAACUUUAAUUGUAUUUGUAUUUUUCAAAUGAAAUAUGUAGUUUGUGAUGACUUCGAAAAUACUGUGUUAAUUUUAAUGUGUUUACAAUGUAACCUUUUUUCAUGUACCUAUUUAGAUCGAUUGUGGUUGUUUACAUUCAAGCAUAUUUGAUGUAUUUAAAAUAUUACCCUUUGGACUGGAGGUCAAAAUCGUAAAAAUAAAUCACUUAAAAUUGUAUAUUUUUGUGUA